GUAAACCGGCCAUUGUUCCUCCCUCUGUUAUGGAAACAGCUACACACUCGGUUGAUAUAUUAUCGAAUAUAUAUUUUAAAAACUACCUGAGGAAUGAUUAUAAAAAAAACGUUUGACAUGUUUCUGUGGACAUUAUGAAGACUAUUUGGAAUUUCCGUCUGCGUUGUCAUGACUGCGCUUUCCUGUGGAUUUCUGAACAUAACGCGACAAGCAAACGUCAGUAUUUUGGGUAUAAAAAUUCUUUAUGUAACAAAAGGAAUAUUUGCUGUGUAACUGGGAGUCUCAUGAGUGGAAACAUCCGAAGAUCAAAGGUUAGUGUACCAUGGCUUCUAAGCCCCAUCCUCCUUUGAUGAAGAAACACAGUCAGUCAGACCUGGUGAGCCGGCUGAAGACCAGGAAGAUACUUGGGGUUGGAGGAGAGGAUGACGAUGGAGAGGUGCAUAGGUCAAAUCUCAGUCAGAUGUUGGGGAAUGACAUCAAGUAUCAGGUACGAGAGCCUGUUGGACUGAGGGUCUGGAUCCUCAUCUCUGCAGUAGCCUUCACAGUCAUGGCCUUGAUGGCCCUGGUGUUGCCCAAGCAGCUGUAUGACAUAGUGUUUGAAGAGGAGAUCAACAACACCAGCGUCUCCAUCAGACUCUAUGGGGGAGCACUGCUCAGUCUGUCCCUCAUCAUGUGGAAUGGUGUCUAUACACAAGAGAAGAUCAUCAUCCAGUGGACUCUGCUCAGUGAAGCAUGCUACUUUGCCAUCCAGUUUUUAGACAUGAAAGAGGAAUUAAUCCAUGUCUGCCGCACGGUGGGGAUCUACCACGCCUUCACAGCCAAUCGCGUGGCCCGUCACUGACACACAUCCCGUUCUCUCACACGCACAACGGGACAGACAAGAAGACGG
This is a messenger RNA of Oncorhynchus gorbuscha (pink salmon), 889 nucleotides long. Its product is annotated as tumor protein p53-inducible protein 11-like. The coding region runs from base 323 to 841 and encodes 172 amino acids. NCBI's taxonomy places the organism in Eukaryota, Metazoa, Chordata, Actinopteri, Salmoniformes, Salmonidae. The record is from RefSeq and is a predicted model, not a curated record. The transcript is spliced from 6 exons.